UGGCUUUUAUAUGUAUUUAUGUGCGCGUAUUUUUCAUUAAUUGCCUUAAUCAGACGUUUGUUCCCUCGUUCAUCUUUGAGAGAGAGAGAGAGAGAGAGAGAGAGCGAGAGAGAGAGACUACUUGUCCACAGAAGUUUUUCGGGGCGUCUUGAGGGAAUGUUUGUGCACCAGCGCGCCGCAGCAGUUACAACGCCUGUGACUGACAACGCGAGACACUCUGCAUUCUGCAUCGUGUUGACACAUCCUUUCGCGAGACCAUCUGCCUACUGGAUCUGAUGGUGAUUUGAAGAACUGCAGCAUUUUUCCAGUGUACCUGUUUACCAUCCAGCACUUUGUUGUUCCCCUCUGCUGCUGCUGAUCGGUGGAUAUAAUCGCAUCAGUGCUCCAGACAAAAUGGCUUCCACAGUGAGGAAAUGUCAGCACCUGUUUUUAGCACUCAUCCUUCUCCCUUUGAUCUACUGCAUGCACCCAGACUGUGUCAUUCAGUUAGAGAAAGAGAAGUGCAUGGAAAGGAUGGCCAUGGAUGACCAUAACAGUGAACCUGAACUGGUCUGCCGAUGGAUGUGGGACAACCUCACCUGCUGGCAGCCAGCAAAAAUUGGUCAAGUAGUCUGGAUGCCCUGUCCUGAGCUAUUUGAGGUCAUGAGUGAGGAAAAUGAUGAGUUUGGUAAAGUGAGCCGUAACUGCACUGAGGCUGGCUGGUCAGAGAUGUUCCCUCACUACGUUGAUGUUUGUCCUUUUAAUGAAAAUGGAACAAGUCCAGACAUGUAUUAUGUGUCAGUGAAGGCUUUGUAUACUGUGGGCUACAGCACCUCACUGGUGUCUCUCACCACUGCCAUGGUCAUUCUCUGCAGGUUCAGGAAGCUACAUUGCACCAGGAAUUUCAUUCAUAUGAACUUGUUUGUGUCCUUCAUCCUGAGGGCCAUCUCAGUCUUCAUUAAAGACGGCAUUUUAUAUGCAGAGGAGGACAGCAACCAUUGCUUUAUACACACUGUGGAGUGUAAAGCAGUUAUGGUAUUUUUUCAUUAUUGUGUUUUGUCAAACUACUUCUGGCUGAUCAUCGAGGGCUUAUAUCUCUUUACGCUUCUUGUUGAGACGUUCUUUCCUGAGAAAAGAUACUUUUACUGGUACACCAUUAUUGGAUGGGGUACUCCAACAAUAUGUGUGACUGUCUGGGCAGUCUUAAGAGCUCAUUUUGAUAACAUUGGUUGCUGGGAUAUUAAUGACAAUGCUGCCAUCUGGUGGGUGAUCAAGGGUCCUGUUCUUGCCUCUAUCAUGAUCAACUUUAUACUCUUUAUUGGCAUCAUUAUAAUCCUGGUGCAGAAGUUGCAGUCUCCAGAUAUUGGAGGGAAUGAGUCCAGCAUUUAUCUGCGUCUGGCCCGCUCCACUCUUCUCCUCAUUCCUCUAUUUGGAAUUCACUAUACCGUGUUUGCUUUCACACCAGAAGAUGUCAGCAAAAGAGAAAGACUUGUGUUUGAACUUGGUCUUGGUUCUUUUCAGGGUUUUGUAGUAGCUGUUCUUUACUGCUUUCUUAAUGGAGAGUUUCUCCCUAAAGGUGCAGUCAGAAAUCAAACGAAAAUGGCGCAGCUGGACGGUGAACCGGUACUUUGCGGUGGAUAUAAAGCACAGGCAUCCGUCCCUGGCCAGCAGUGGUGUGAAUGGGGGCACACAGCUCUCCAUCCUCAGCAAGAGCAGCUCACAGAUCCGCAUGUCCAGCCUGCAGGCUGAAACACCGGCCACAUGAGCGCUCAGAGGAACAGACUGAAGGCCAAACUCCUCAGAACUAGAGCUACAAAAUAAUCUACGUCAACAUCUGAGUCCUGUUUCAUCUUUUGAGUCUGUAUUGUGUCGGUUGAAGCUGUAAUAUCUGUCAACCGUCCAUAGAUGACAGGCUUUUGCUAUGGAACUCUGAGGAGCUCACAACCAUUGGUCUAUUGUGUGCCAAGCAAACAUGGAUACUUUUGAUGUGGACUUGUGGAUGAAUCAGAAUUGAUCUGAACUGAAAGGAAUUACAGGCCGAGGGGAAAUAAGGAAUCCAUAGCAAUCUAGUAUUUAGGAUGUUUUCAUCCAGAAAGCUGAAAGUCGUGAACAAGUUGGAUAUUUUUGUACAUAUCAACAUCACACGAGUCUCUCAUAUUCUCGUUUCUCUGUCUGUGAAGAUUUGUGAUAGUUCGACUCUCAAUAUUUUAUCGUCAAAGCAAACAGGAUGAAGACAGCUGCCAGCCUCACCACAAUGGGAUGUGGGACAUGAGUCAUUUUUGAAGAAGAAGAAACCACAUAUUUCACACAUGGAACUUAAUGGAUAACUGGUUCCCAGUUCCUAAUUCUAAUUUAACAUGUAAAUAUUUUCAUAUGCUGUAAUUGUAGAAUGAAGGACUGCAGGCAAAUCAAGUUUAAGGACAACAAUGACACGCAUUGGGGACGCUUCUUAAACUAACAUUAAGAAAAACUAGCAUUUGAAACCUCAUUAAAACUUUUUGUUUUUGAAAUUGUUUUCAUGAGUAUAUUCCUCUUGUGCUUCAUGUGCUCCUAUUUUUUUAAACAGCCGCUAGUACAAAAAAUGUCAAUUAGAAUACAACAAUGCAACAAAGCUCAUGCCGCAAUGUUUGGCAUAUUAAUAUACAGCAUAUCUGGGUAAUAUGGGUGUAAUAGACUUGUGAUAUGCAUGUUGAUUCCUCCCCCACACACGUCUAUGACUAUUAGCUGUCAUACAGUGAAUUUACAGCAAAGAAUGACGAGCCUUUACACUUAUAUCAAUGAAUAAAUUCAUUUUAACUGAGCUAAAUUUCUCAGUUAAAAGCCGAGCAUUUUCUUAUAGCUUUUCUGACUCAUAAUAUUUGAUAUUUUGCUUAUUUUGUAAUUUAAUGUCAUAAAGCAUUUACAAAUAGAGCACUUAAGAUUCCAAAGAUGAUUUUUUUUUAUAUUUGACCCCUUAAGACGUCAAUUGCCGUACAAGUUUGCAAGUCUUUGCAACUGAUGUCACUUCAUACGAAGAUGUUUUUUGCUUCUUCAAAGUGCCUUUUUUGCACAAAAGAGUCAACUGUUUGGUUUUACAAAGACAAACUGCAACACAUAACUGCAUCACUCUGUGAAAGUGCUUUUAUUAUGCUUCAGCAAACAAGAGGCCUUCAGAGAAUUCAAGCUAGUUUUUGUUUCUUUUCUUUGGUGUAUCUUUCUACAGGCCUUCAAUUUCAGUAAUGCUGAAGAAAGAAAGAAAAAACAUUGUGUCAUA
Molecule: messenger RNA, 3232 nt
Organism: Sinocyclocheilus rhinocerous
Lineage: Eukaryota; Metazoa; Chordata; Actinopteri; Cypriniformes; Cyprinidae
Product: pituitary adenylate cyclase-activating polypeptide type I receptor-like
Exons: 14
Coding region: 394-1728 (444 amino acids)
Biological process (GO): adenylate cyclase-modulating G protein-coupled receptor signaling pathway; cell surface receptor signaling pathway
Cellular component (GO): plasma membrane
Molecular function (GO): vasoactive intestinal polypeptide receptor activity; peptide hormone binding; G protein-coupled peptide receptor activity
Source: RefSeq, a predicted model, not a curated record